AUGAAAUCAGGGACAAACCCCGACACAGAGGAGGCGUUAGGGUGGCAAAUGGAGAAAAGCCUAAAACACAGAAAGGGGAAAAAUAAAUAUACAGAUGAGGUACUGUUAGAACAUCAUGGGGUGGAUGAUAUUGAAAGGGGCGAAGCUGUCUUGGCGAGCGGGGUGGCGGACGUGGGCAAAGGGGGAAGCAACAACCAGCGAAUGGGAAAAAGAAAAGUGGCGGAAAAGGUGCAGAAGGUCGAAAAGACGGAAAAAAAGGAUAGAAUCGAUCACGGCAACCCGCGCAGAAGCCAAAGCGCUAGCAGCUUGGGCUCAUCGAUCAUGUCGGCGGCCCGAUCCAAAGGAAACAACAACCAGGUUAGUAGCGACCUAAGUAGCGAUCUUAGUAGCGAGGUUAGCAGCGAAGUUAGAAAGGGCACCCCCGAGGGCUACGAGUACGACCUUGGAAUAGACAACGACGUGGAGAACGAAAUGGAUGACGAGUACGACGAUGACAUGAAUAGUCACAUGGACGACGCGCAGUUUGACGUGUGCAACUCCAGGGACUAUGAAAAUGAACUGGAGGAAAACAACACAAAAGGGGAAGAGAUCUUAAAGAAGAGCCUGAGGGAGAACUCGGCCUACACAGACACGGAAGUCUCCUACAUGAGCGAAAUGAGCAGAAGCAAGCUAGACGCGAAAAAUGACUGCUGCUGUUGUUUCGCGAGGAGGGGGAAGAAUUACAGCAGGGUCGAUCUGAACCAUUGCGGUGAUGCGAACCAUUUCGGAGGGGCAAAAAGUGAGCAUAACAUAAACCGCGAAUCUGGGAGUCAAAGCCAGAGGAGGAAGAAAAACGCGAGCAGCGAGCUGAAGAAUAUAGAUUGGUUAAUCUACACCAUAAGAUACAUGGAUUAUAGACGCCUUCGAAGAAGAUUCAACGGAAUAAGGAAGCCAAUUUCGAAAAGAAUUGUCUUCAUUAUAACCAUUUUCUGUUUAAUCCUCAUCUCGUGGAAGUAUUUCAAGACGUCCUAUGAGAACAGCAUGCUUACAAUUAGCUUCAAAGUUCAGGCGUCCUUUUUAUUUUUUGUAGAGGCUGCAUUGGUAAUCAUCGGAGUCAUAAUUUUUGCAAAGUUCCAGACGAGGCUGAGUUUACACUGGCCUAUUUACGCCUCCUACAUAUUCAUAAUCUGCGCAUGCAUUUUGUUAAUAUUCUAUGAGAAGGACGAAAAUGAUAAAAUCUCCAGAGGGGAACACAUCUUAAUAAUCUAUGGACUAGUUCAGUUGUCCCUAAUAAUUAUAGUGAAAAUUAUUAUUUGCAUCGGCCCCCUUCUAGCUAUCUAUGGCUUUUUCUGCCCAUGUACAGAGCACUGUCGAAUUUUAAAGAAGAAGAUAUCAACGAAUAAGUUAAAUAUAACGGUCAGUCGAUACAACGAUUUCGCAGGGAUCUGUGGAAAUAACUUCUGUUGCUUCUGUCUCUGUGCUUAUCGAUCUUUCUAUCGUAUUGUAGACUGUUUUUAUAAAAAGUUUUCCAGUCUGCGUUUCAAAAUGACAAAUGAUAAUAUCCAUGAGGCCCCUUUUAGUCACCAGCUAAGGUAUAAGGGGAAGACUGACAUAUAUGGUCGACCACAUGGAUACGGAGAAUGGAUUGAAGAUCAUUCCUAUGGAGAGAAGCUAAGAGGUUUCUGGUUCCAUGGGUACCCAGUAGGUCCUUUUAUAUCACAGGAAGUUGGAAGUGGAUCUUUAUUCGUUAAUACAAGAGUUGGCUUCGCCGCCUGUGUAGGAAAAGAUUGGUCGGAUGUACGAUAUGGCGUCUCCUGCACAGAAUGCUCCAUCAGUGGCCACUUUUUCAAUGACUUUCCAUUGACCUACUUUUUUAAUCCCAAAAUUGAGAAGGAUGCCAAUGGAAGACUGCCAACCAAUAGGUAUGAUAUCAUUGUAAAGGACAUUUUAAAAGAAAAUUAUGAGGACAUUUUAGGUUACGAUUUGAAGUGGUGUUUUAAUAUGCUAAAGGUUAAUAGCAGCACCACAACGGAGUAUUUUUCCAACAACUGUAUGAUUUCGAUUGACCAUGUGACGAUGAGCUUGAAGGUUCAUAAUUACAAACGCCUGGCACCUGUCAAGAGGAGGAACAAAACCAUACUGGAUGAGAUUACCGUCAAGUUGGUACACCUCCCGAAAGUGAAAAAGGGGAAAAAAAUUUACAAAAGGGAUUAUUCAUAUCGUUUUAUCGGAAGUGGAAACAACGCUGUGCUGUAUAGCAGAGGGGGGAAGCACGAUGAAAAGGUGAAGGGCCAAGAAGGUGAAGAAUUUUUUUACUCCAACCAAAACAAAAUUCAUAACAGUAUUAAGAAGGUAUGUGCACCUGGGAACCAGAGCUAUGCGAGUGAGCUGAAGGAGGACAGUCACCAUUCUUACUACACUCAUAAGCUGUCAGAGAAGCUGCUGGACUCUGUAAAUGAUGACAUUUAUUUGUACAAAAUGAAGAAAUCGAUAAAGUCGACGGAGAUACACAAGGCGCCGUACGUUUUCGAUCACAGUGAGAACAGCACCAGUCCUGAUGAGGACGCGAAAAUGGGCCCACACCGGAUCGGCCGAUCUCUCAACAGUCAACAUUGUUUUGUUCCUCCCCAUCGGAGCAACUAUUAUAGCGAAAAGGGCAAAUAUCAUAAUAGCCACAUGGGCGGAGAUGGUGGGAGUAGCAUCGGCAGUGGCAGCUCUCCCCAAGUGCAUUUCCGCAGAAGACAUGACCAAACAGGGGAACUUCCAAACGAACGAGAGCAGAGGCGUAGAGUGGAAAAAUCAACCCGUAGAGGAUGUCAUGUCCCUCCGCAUGUCAACCUCUUCACGGAGGAUAGCGCUACGAAAAGUAACUCCUCCUUUUGCCGAAAGGGUGACACGUUUGUUGUUAAUAUAAACGGCUUCGGAAGUGACAGGCGCCGAAGUGGGGGGCGAAGCACCCAUAGUUUAGUUGUCUGCCCACGGGGAAGCAGCACACCUAAGAAGGAGAAAAGGAAGAAGCUGCGAAGAAGGGAUCCGCUCUGUGGGAGUGCCCCACAUGGGGAAGAGAACGCAUACAUGGAGGAUCCUUCUCUUUAUAGCGAAGGGGAAACCGGAAACGAACGCGUAAACCAACACGAAGGGUUCAAGUGCAGAGAAAAGGAACUACUCUGUGACAACGUCUUGCGUGCGAAGUUUAGGGAGCACCACGCCGUGGGGCUGCAAAAGGGGGGGAGCAAUGAAAAGGGGGAAAAGUUGCGUAGGGUGAGGCAAUCAAGUGAGGGGCGACCAAGUGAGAGGCGACCAAGUGAGAGGCGGCCAACUGAGAAGCGACAAAACAAACCAGAUGUAGGAAAGGACACUCCUUUGUGCGCUACGGUAAAUGAAGCCAAUAACGUGCAGGUGAGCGAAUCUGACGGGAUAUACCCGAAAGACCAAGGAGAAGGAGAAAAAAAGAAGAACAACAAAAACAAAGUUACCCUACCGAAUGAGCAGGAGAAGAAGUUCGAAUCGGACACAAACCAAAGUAAGGGCACCCUGAAUGAAAGAAAAAGUGACAAACUGAAAUGGAAAGAAAAAACAGUUAACCCAAAGGAUACAUCAAGUGGAACAUCAAAUUUUGGAGAAAAGAAAGGGAUAUUCAUUUCCGACGUUUUUAAAUCUUUUAUAAAAUCCGGAAUAGCCAGGAAUUCAAGAAACAAAAAUGUGAAGAAUAAUUCCAGUGAAGACAUAGAAAAUAGCAAGAAGAAAAUGUAUACGAAUAAAAGAAGAAAGAAUAAAAAAUCGAAAAGGAGUUAUUCAAAUGUGAAUAAAGGAAACAAAGAGAUUUACAAGAAGACAAUGAAAAAAGUAAGUGUCCACAGAAUGAAAAAUUCAAAGAUAAAAGGAUUUGUAAAAAAGGACACCAGAUCGUACCGAAAGGGUCCUAUCUAUAUAACUUCCAAUAACAAAAAAAUCGCUAAGUUCAUUCGAUCCAAGUACAAUAAUAGCAGUAAGAACACACAAAUAAUAAGCACCUUGGGGGAUACCGUGAAAAGUAUCAAUGAAUCCUUUGGCAGUUUGAAUGGUGGCAAUUUGUCAAGUUAUAAUAUGAAGAGGAAUAAAACCAUUGCGCAGGUGUUCGCGGAGGAAGAUGAAUGGGAAAAUUAUCGCCAUCAACACAAGGAAAAGAUUAUUGUGGAAGGUUGGCAAUCAUUAUCUUUAAAACAGAAUUUGAAUUUUAUGCCAGACGAAAUUGUUAUAUAUAUACAUGGAUACAAUGUGAAGUUACAUCAUGGAUGUUCUCAGUUGGCUCACUUGGUUUCUUUUUCGAAGCUACCGUCCUAUAUCCAACCGUUUGUUUUUCACUGGGAAGGCUACAUGUGGGGUGCGUUUUCGGCUCUGUCCUACCCCGUCGCGAAGAAAAGAUCCGAGAUGGCAGUUUUGGGAAAUUCUUUCAAAACAUUUAUACAGGAGAUUAUAAACUCGGGCAUUAAGAAUGUGCAUCUGAUAAGUCACUCGUGUGGUUCCAGGCUCUUUUUUAACGGGUUCGCUAGCUGCGUCGAGGAUAACCUGUUUUAUAACGUACUGAAGAAUGAGAAGUCGGCGGGGAAGAAGGGGGAUCCCGCUGCGACUGGGGCGAAUCGCACUGCGGGUAACGACCAUGUUAGCAAGAUCAGCCAUGUGAGCGGUAUUAGCGAUGUGAGCGAUGUUAGCGACGUUAGCGAUGUUAGCGGUAUUAGCGAUAUUGGCGAUCUUAGCGAUAUUAGCGGUGUUAACGUCAUUAGCGGCAUUAGCGGCGGUGACGGAAAUGGGAAGAGCCGCGUGGGGGCCAGUGCGAUCGGACGCUCGCCAGGCAAGAAACGGAAAAAAAAAAAGAACAAGCAAAUCAUAGUCAAAACGGUUAUUUUAUUGAACCCAGAUUACCCGCUGAACAAGUUCCUAGAAAAGGACUUUUUCGUUCUGAGGAGCCACUGCAACCACAUCGUAAUGUACGGAGACACGAGGGAUCAGGCACUGACCUACUCUGAGACAUGGAAUCGAGAAAAGUGCCUGGGAAAGAGGAUUUUCAAGCUGAAGUUACCCCUGUACAAAAUAUACAAUUGCGAAGAUUACAUGAAUUUAAAUUUAGACCGCAGUAAUUUCCUCACGGGCAAUUACGAGGACAAGUACAAAAUGUGUGAUAGCGUUUUGUUCCCAAGUUCGUCGUAUGUGCAGGAAAAAAUGAAGUUGAAGCAGAGGCAGGCAAUCGAGGAGCCGUUUGACAGGGGUGAUGGGCAAUACGAGAAAGCGAAAGAAAAUGAAAGAGAAGAAGAAAGUCAGGCACAAAAUAAAUCUACCAAUACUAAUGCAAACACCAGUGGGAAUGACCAGCACGUCAGUAAAACCAUUCGUAAGACAUCCACAUAUGACUAUGAUGAAGGUGCCUCGUGUAUUUCUGAAGACCUAGCGCCGAAUUACCUGAAUGAAAAUUUUCUCAAAACGGUGGAGUUUAGUGACUCCAGUUUAAGGGCCUUUACAUCCAAAAGGAGGUUUAAAAUAUCUAAGGCCUUUAAAAAGAUUAAAAGAAAAUGGUUAUUCAAAAAUAAGAAGGAGAACAUUUAUUUUCAUCAAAACUCUAUUAAUACUGCUAAUAAUAUGAAAAUGAAAGAAAAGGUGUCUAAAACCUCCGCUCUGACGUGUAAAAAAACAGACACUGUUUAUAUUUCCUUUGAUAAAUAUGCUUGGCUAGACAUGGAUGUGAUUGACACAACUUUCGUUGAAACGAAUGUGGAUUUUUUAAAGCAUUCUUUUUAUCAGGUAAAAAGAGAAAUUAUCGAUGACAUACGGGAGGUACUGAUAUCGAAUAUACGUGCGCACGAGCGUGUCAGCCGCUUGGACAGACGGAGAGGCAACGUCUUUGUGCUCCGCGUAGCUCCAGCCGGGGUUGGCAGCCUGCAUCGGUAA
Molecule: messenger RNA, 5901 nt
Organism: Plasmodium inui San Antonio 1
Lineage: Eukaryota; Apicomplexa; Aconoidasida; Haemosporida; Plasmodiidae
Exons: 1
Coding region: 1-5901 (1966 amino acids)
Source: RefSeq, a predicted model, not a curated record